This is a messenger RNA of Rhinichthys klamathensis goyatoka, 1427 nucleotides long. Its product is annotated as serine/threonine-protein kinase pim-2-like. Gene Ontology annotation, biological process: regulation of mitotic cell cycle; protein autophosphorylation; negative regulation of apoptotic process. The transcript has 7 exons. Bases 526 to 1317 code for a protein of 263 amino acids. The record is from RefSeq and is a predicted model, not a curated record. Lineage: Eukaryota; Metazoa; Chordata; Actinopteri; Cypriniformes; Leuciscidae. Gene Ontology annotation, cellular component: cytoplasm. Gene Ontology annotation, molecular function: ATP binding; protein serine/threonine kinase activity.
CCUACAGAAUGUAGGAAGAGGAAAGGAGCUGGUUCUUUGCUCAACAGGGUAUGGAAGGCUACGAAGAGUUAUUUCCACUGCUGUUGCCACAGUUGUGCUGUGGAUGUUGUGGAGCCUUUUGUCCCUCCACCAGAUCUGGAGCCAAAGCCUGAUCCUGAGCCUUCAUCCCCUGCACCAGAUCCCUCCGGCGUCAAGCCGAAUAAUGGUCGCUCCAGAUCCUUGAGAACUGCUUCCACAGAUUCUUCACCGGGAAUCACGUCACCAUCAUCUUUGUCCCUCUCUAAGGACAAUGUAGAGAGGAGGUUCUGUGGAGAGUGGUUAAGCCUUAGCAGCAGAGGCUCGUACAUCGUUGAAUGGAGGUGGAGUGGUGAUAUUUCGGAUAGCCGAAACGAACAGAGCGGUUGCAGCAACUGCUGUUUGUCCAGGUCCGAAAGCCUCGAAGGGUUUCUGUGCCCUCCACUGCCAGGUCAAGUUCCUGUCGAGCCAACAGAGACAGAGACAAACGGCCGAACUGCUCAGGGUGCCAUGGAGGAUUCUCCAGUGAACAAGAGCUCAACAGAGUCCUUUGAGUCUCUCUAUAACAUGGGAAAGAUGAUUGGAUCCGGAGGAUUUGGCAGGGUGUACAAUGCAACACGCAAAUUUGAUGGCAAAAAGGUUGCCAUCAAGCGGAUGCGUAAGAUUGACAAUGAUCGUUAUCUUAAUAUUCCUGGGCAUCCCGAACCUCUCGUUACUGAAGUGGCGCUGCUGCUAAUGAUGAGGCGAGAACCCAUAAGCCCCUUCGUCAUACAACUGUACGACUGGUUUGAACAUCCUAAAACAUUCACUCUGGUUAUGGAGUACCCGGAACCCUGCGAGAGCUUGCUGGACUUCAUCACUCUUCAUCCUCGACUGUAUGAACCAGCAGCACGGGUCAUCAUGCAACAGGCUGUGCUGGCAGUGCAACACUGCAUCGAGCAUGGUGUUUUCCAUAAUGACAUUCAUGCAGAGAAUUUCCUGUUGAAGAAACACUCGUUUGACCUCAAGCUGAUAGACUUUGGAUGCGGUCAGCUAUUUAGUAGUGAUGGCUACGAGAGCAACAUAUACAUUGGAAUACAGGACCACUGCCCACCUGAAGUCUUGACAGAACCUCGAUUCCACGCCGUCCCAGCAAAUGUCUGGGCUCUAGGAGUGUUGCUGUACAAGAUGUCGAACGCAUGUCGUCCUUUUUGUAAUAGAACGGAAAUCACACACGCCAAAGUUACAUUUCAGAACUCCAACUUAUCCAAAGGAAAGAAUAUACAUGCUGUCCUUGGUGGAAGGCUUGAGCUCGAGACUUGACCGAAGCCUGAAGUCCAACCGCAACCUGACAGGGAACUCAGAGCCUGUCGACGUCUGAGCAAGAACAUGAGACACACUGCAAGACUGGAAAGAAGUCAUCAAGUCAUCAC